Molecule: messenger RNA, 4579 nt
Organism: Oncorhynchus nerka (sockeye salmon)
Lineage: Eukaryota; Metazoa; Chordata; Actinopteri; Salmoniformes; Salmonidae
Product: zinc finger protein 583-like
Exons: 5
Coding region: 916-2466 (516 amino acids)
Biological process (GO): regulation of transcription by RNA polymerase II
Molecular function (GO): RNA polymerase II cis-regulatory region sequence-specific DNA binding; DNA-binding transcription factor activity
Source: RefSeq, a predicted model, not a curated record
UAGACAUGGAGGAUGGGAAGCCUGAUCUGCUGCUGGUCAAAGAGGAGACUAUAGAAGAUGAACCAGAGAGCAUUGAUCUGCUGAGUGGACUAAAGAUGGGGAAGCAAGGAGGACGAGGUGCUGCUGGUGAAGGAGGAGGGGAGUGAGGAGGGUCUGGGGAACCCUGAGAGGACCAUGGUCAUGGAGGACAACCAGAUUACACCUCCUCCUGAACCCACAGAGGAACCAGCUGAGCAUCACAGGGCCACACACUGAGUCAGUAGACAUGGAGGAUGGGAAGCCUGAUCUGCUACUAGUCAAAGAGGAGACAAUAGAAGACUGACCAGAGAGCAUUGAUCUGCUGAGUGGACAAAAGAUGGGGGAACAAGGUCAGGUAGAAAUAGACUACAUUCAGUAAUAUAUCUUCGAUGGGAGUAGUGAUGCACCCGCCUAUAUUUUUUUAUUACUGUUCUUCAUUUAUAAAAUGAAAUCAAUACAACUUUAGUACUAGUGGUUGCGGGCAUUCAUAGCCGACCGCUCAGACGAGUUCCAGCUAGUCAUUUUUUUUCUGUUCUGAGCUUUAAAGAUACUGAUCAUGAAUAGGAGAUUUAAUGUGUAAUGUAAAACAUUUCCGUAAUUCAAAGAACAGCACGCACAUCGUUUUCAUUUAGCUACACCCUUUAAGCUAUGACGCCAACCAAUAACAUCCUUUCUCUUCAGUGUAAACGGAAGUAAACCAUGACCAAUAACUAUUUCCACGUUAGCGUUUUUCUUGUUGUUAUUUAGAGGUUUAUUAACACCAUGGAAUUCAAAAUAUGACUAAUUUAUCUGCACAGCAUCACAUACUUACCCCAUGUAGUAUUUAAUUUGCGUUGGAGACAGGACUUGGUUGAUAGAUAGUAUAUAGGUGACGCUAGCUAGCUGCUAAGGUUAGCUAUGGCUAACUGUAUGGUUUUCCACACUCAAAUAGCCUCCAUCAUGGAGGUGCUAGCGAAUGCAGCCGUGGCAGAGAUCUGUAAACUCGUAGACGACGACUAUGCAGUGUUUCGUUUGGAAAUAACUCAAAGCCAGAAAGAAAACAGGGCAUUGCGGAGGAAAUUACAGCUACAAGAACUGAAGGUGGCACGGGAGCGCGUCCUCGCCAGUCGUCCCAGUAGUGUCAAGCUCGUCGACCGAUACAGAGGAAUGGCAAGAGUUGAAGGAAAUCUCACUGGAGGCCACAGGAGCUUUGUGAAGCCAGCGAGACACAAUACAUGGAGAAAUGACCAACCAAUCAAUGUUGAUGAGGGGAGUGGAACCUCAACCCAGAACGUUAUUGUGAUAGAGUCUGCAGAUACAGAGGCUGCAGGUCCUGGAGUCAAGCAGGAGAGGUCUGAAGGAGAGGAGGAUCCACAACACAGCAGCGACAUCCAGACUGGAGCGCCCCAUGUAGUCACAGAGGACCCCACCACCACCCCAGCGCAGCCCAGGGACAUCAGUAGGACGCCGAACGCCGUCCUCAAGUCUGAGACCGAGACUUUAACGAGGCUGAGGAGACUGGGCUGUCCUCCUACUCCCCGCUCAGAGUAUUUACUUUACGGUAACCGGAGCCAUAGGACGGUUCUGUCCCAUCGGGAUUCAGGUGAAGCGUUACAGACUGGCAAUGAUCCGACCUGUUCCUACGCUACAGAGACAGAGAUGAUACCUGGUGACGUGCCUGUGGGCUUAGAUACUAAUCCAAUAAGAGGGGACUGGAACCAGUACAGUAGUAGUGUAUACUCUGAAGGGUUCCUAGAUAAGAAAGGGGAUGGUCUGGUUGUAGAUGAGGUGACUGUGAAAGAGGAGGGUGACGAUCCUCUGACAUGGAAUGCAGACCAGACUCACUUAGGAGAAGGACAGUCGCAGGGCAACACUAGUGACUUCUUAGACUACAGGGAAAGUUUAGAGCCAAAUCCAAAUAUCGCAACCCACUCCCCUUUACACGCGCGCAGGGACCGCGACCCAGUGUCCACAUCAAUGGCACCUUCCGAUUCACACGGCCGCAUCCUUUUCGAUCAAGUAUUGAACUCAAACGACAAGGCUAGAGUCCAGGCUGGGGAAGGGGGAGCAACAUCAGGCGGUACUAAAGAGAAACGGUUCUUCUGCAUGUUCUGUAACAAAGGCUUCAACUGCCCCCAGAAGGUGGAGAUCCACCAGAGGGUCCACGUAGGGGUGAAACCCUUCAGCUGUAGUCAGUGUCAAAUGCGCUUCUCCCAGGCUUGGAACCUGAAGAUCCACCAGAGGGUCCACACAGGGGAGAAACCCUACAGCUGUAGCCAGUGUCACAUGAGCUUUGCCCAGACUUGCAACCUGAAGAGGCACCAAAGGGUCCACACAGGGGAGAAACCCUACAGCUGCCCCCAGUGUGAGAAGAGGUUCUCCCACCAGCACCAGCUGAAGAUGCACCUAAAGGUCCACACGGGAGAGAGGGCCCAGUAUUACCCCCAGACUAGCGGUCACGAGUCAUGACCCCAGUUUAAUUCCACGUGACUCACGGUAACUUGGCUACUCCAAAACUGCGCUCUGUAAAUGAAUGGCGCUGAUGGGCGUUAUAAGCCUGCCAAACUUGCUAACGGCCUUCAAUUCGCUAAUAACCUGAUACUCAGCGCUCUAGUUAAAAUUAUAAAGUGUUGCAUUCUGAAAAUGCAGGUGUAUUGACAAUGACAUUCAAUUUCAAGUUCCACAUUUUUAUAUUUAAAUAGACUCGCUGCUAUUAUCCGAAACAUCUCAUCCAUCCUCCAUACCACACUCUCUCUCUCUGGACUCUGAGUGAAUGGGAGAGGAGAGUGAAAUGCAAAUCAAAUUGCAAAAAAAUGACAGUUUUAAAAGCAAAUAGGCCCACUGUUGUGACUGUUGGAGAGAUGAGGGUCUCAGCUUUCCGUAGGUAUUACAUUUAUUUCUCAACUCUCAAUAUGAAUCACUGUUUUUAACCAAACUAUCUGGUAGGCUAUGGCUUUGAGAUAUAGCUUAUAUGGAAUGGUGCGCCUGAAGCGCACAUCUGCCAUUUGCAGUGAUUGAGUAAGCCUAUAGACAUCAUUGGGUAAUGCUGCAAAGUUUAAGACAUUACAUUAACUGUUAGAUUAAUGUUAGAUUAGCUUGGUGACCCAAGCUAUAGGCUUCUGAGCGCCGAACCUACCAAGUUGAUUUAUGCGCUAUAGAUGGUUUUAAUUAUAUGCCUAGGCUUUUCUCAGUUUAUUUUUAAUUUUUACAGUUUAUAAUGUUAAAUAUUAUCCAUUAAAAUGGAACCACUGCCAGUAAUACCCACAUUAAUUUAUAACUGUCACUUUAGUGUUAGUUUCUUUCAAUUUGUAGCCUACGUUUCACAUCCUUCCAUUGCCAUUCUAUUUACCUUUCUUUCCUCUGUCACGUCCUUGUAAAUGGUUCCAGAGAGUCACUAGCAUUAGUGGCUCAUAUUAGGCUUACGUUCUGCAAUCAUUUGGAUCAUGUAGCCUAUUUUAAAUCAUUAUGGAACUGAGACCACACUUAGCAGUUUAAACAUGGAGCCUGGUUCAUGAUUACUGGACCAGUCAUUAGCCUACAAUUCCAUGAUUAGUGAGGGAUAAUGUAUUUAUAGGAAUAUUCUUGAACCCCUAUUGUACAAUUUUCUCACCUUCCAAUAUCUCAUUGAUUGAACUUGAAUAUGGCAACUUUCAGGAUCAAUAUUUUGCGUGUAAAGGCUCUCCAAACCUGUUUUUUUGUGAUUCAUAAAUACUUUCCUUACCCUAAAUAAUCUACAAGAUCAGAGUAUUUUUUAAAUCUAACAAUUGGUGCUGAAACGGAGGCGAAUAUGCAUAUAUUUAGAUGGCUUUCUUUCAUUGAUCCCUAAUAUUCUGAACCCGUUCUGUCGAUAUAUUCUAGUGAGUAUGUUGACAAAGUUCUAACUAAAAAGGUACCGCGUAUUUAAAGGGAUUGCUUAAAAUACAUGUACUGAAAACCCUGUUGAAUGGAAACUCCACAAGAAAAUCUGUUGGACAGCAAGUGGGAGGGUUUUCAGCGGUUGAAUGAAAUGUAUUUAGAGCAGGCAAGGUAACCGCACCUGCAGAGCACGUUACGCGACUGAAUAAGGUAACUCUGAAUACCAAAUACGGACAUCGACAGCAUCAUUGCGUUUUGGUACAUCAGAAGUACAUUCAUUUCCAAUGGAGUGCUGUGUUUGCCUUGCAGUUUCGAUGCGUUCUGUGUGGUACAAACCACUGUAUGCAUCAAAUUGUAUGCUAGACUUCACAGAAAUAGUAGGAAAAGGUGAAUGUUGAAUUUUUGAUGCACACAUCCACUAAACAUUGUUGGAUUACAUAUUGAAACAUGUUUUGACUGCAGAAUCUAUUACGCUGCAUUGAUGUAAUUAGCUGUCAGUCUGAUUUGACGCUUCAGAAGUGCAUAGGAAAGUCGUACAUUUCCAAGUCUGAAUCUGCCCCUUUGAGUUUCCACUUCAUCAGAUGGUGAAUUAGCCCAAGUACAUUUGUUAUAUAUUUUAUCAAUAAGAUGUCCCUACUGUUGGUGAGUGCAUCUGUCAUUUCAACUGAACAUUGUGGUUACAUUAAUGAAGAAUGAAAUCAAAUAAAUCGUAUUCAUAAUGAAUGAA